Syngnathus typhle (broad-nosed pipefish) is the source of this 2629-nucleotide messenger RNA. RefSeq names its product transmembrane protein 250. NCBI's taxonomy places the organism in Eukaryota, Metazoa, Chordata, Actinopteri, Syngnathiformes, Syngnathidae. The record is from RefSeq and is a predicted model, not a curated record.
ACAUCGGGUGAUUUCUGGCAGUUUUAUCUCCGCCAGCAACAGCAUCAUCUGGCUUGUAGCAUUCUGUGGAAUCCGCUUAAAAGAAGACCAUCAGCCACCACAUGAUGCAAUUAGCAGCAGCUAGCACGACGGACUACACGUCGUCCAACCGGGGGCUCCUGUAGCCCACCCAUGCCUGUGAUCCCCAUCCCUCGGCGGGUGCGCAGCUUUCAUGGCCCCCACACCACCUGCAUGCACUCAGCGUGCGGCCCGGCGCACACCACCAAGCUGGUGCGCAGCAAGUACAACAACUUUGAGCUUUACGUGCGCUCGCGCUGCAUCUACAGCUUCCUGCGCUUCCUGCUCUACUUUGGCUGCAGCCUGCUCACCUCUCUCCUGUGGGUGGCGCUGUCGGCGCUAUUCCUCGCGCAGUAUAUAGGCGUGCGCGUCCUCCUGCGCCUGCAAUACAAGCUGUCCGUCAUCCUCUUCCUGCUUGGCCAUCGGCGCUUGGACUUUGCCGCCGUCAACGACCUGAUUAUUUACAGCAUGCAGAUCACCAUGUUCAUGGUGGGCGGGCUGGGAUGGUGCUUCAUGGUGUUUGUGGACAUGUAGCUGGGAUCAAGGUGAGGUAGCAAAAAGUUGCAAGAGACCAGAAAUUUAACGAUGAGGUUCUUUUGGAAAUAGCUGUGAAUUUUCAGCAUCACAAAGCUCUGUGAUUUUCAUGUGUUGAGUGUUAAAAUGUACCGAUUUUGUGACGUUAUCGUGUUUGUGGUUUCAUGUUUCGGGGAUUUUUAUAUAAGAGUUCCUUUGGGGUUUUUUUAAUUGUACGGUAGGCUGCUCCAAUGCUACGGCCCGUAUGUAGGCAAUAGAUUUUAAGUUGUCCACUCAUGCGCCCAUUGAAUGUCAAGCGAUUUUAUGUGCAUUAAAAUUAUUCUACUACUGGAAUAAUUACUUCCAAGUGUCAGACAUUUGUGUAUUACCGCGGAUGUGAGAAUCCAGAGCGUCAAAAAUGUUUUGGUGAUGACCAGAGCUCUUACAGCGGUAUAGAAUCUGCCUAUUUCAAAUUCAAAUCCAUGCAAAUGAAGCUGGUGCGCUGUCAUUUGCCGCAGUGCUGGUAAAACAUCACUAGGUGUCAGUGUCGGUCUUUCAACAGAGUAAGUUUUAUUUUGCAAGUUCACUUUCAAAUGGAACUCUUGUUUACUCCGUACGACUGUUUAAAUGUGACUAAACAUUGCGUAAAAUGGAUGGCAACCAAAUUUAAGUAAUUAUAUCCUUUGUUGUGAAUACAUUUUAUAACAUUGUUUACUCCCAUGCUUAUGUAGUUAAAGAUAAUUAGAUGCCUACUGCAAUAUGCGUGUAUGUAUAUAUGUGUAUGUGUCUAUAUUUUGCAUGUAUCUGGUCACAUGCUCAGACGAUCGUAAAGCAUGUGGUUGAUGUGUCAUCCAUCAUGUGACGCCAUGAGAGCAAUUAGCCAAAGGCACAGAAAGCAGCCACCUUAUAUGUCUUUAAAAUGAUCAUUUACAGGCAGUACAGUGCAGAAAUUUGAAAUAAGAAAUUAUGUUGAAGCAUGGAAAAUUAUGACACCCAGAAUGUUGCCAAAUCCAUUUUAAAGGUCACACUGAUCACCUCAGUGCAAAGGUUCUGACCUAGGUUGAACUUUACUCUCAAUUCUAUCAGCACCUACAUAUAUCAUGCACUAAAUUCAGCUUCUAACGUGUCCUCUUAUUCAAUGUUAAACAACAAAGCUACUGUGGGUCAGUGGCAUUUGCACAGUUAUGUACAUAUGACAGUCUCCUUCUUUAUUCUGUGUUUAAUAAAUGUUCCAAUGACGGAUGGGGGAAAAAAAGCGGUCUGGUGAAUGGGUCCACUGUGCAUCUGUGUCAUAAGAGAGACUUCAAAUGGAGAUGCGCUUGCGGCUGGACCGUUCCGUCCACUGCCCUUCGCAUGUCACCGUUAUGAUGCAAAAAUUUGCCAUGAAGACGGUGUGAAAGAAGCUUCUCAUGCACACACACUCACACACAUUCACACACACACUUGACAACCAAGGUUCUUGCCAAGCAUAACAAUGGCAAUGGCUGCAUCCCAAUCACCUUAUAUAGCCUUCAAGGUAGGUGCCUUUUAAAGGUAAAGUCAGCUAAUAAAAAUUCUUUGAAAUGUUUAAUGUCUAUAUUUGGUAUCAAAACAAGGACAGAAUGAUGUUUAUUCAAACCAAUCUCCAUUUAAACUAAAAAUAAGAUCAGCAAAGCUCAGCAUACUUACAGUGUGACAUUUGCAAGUUCACAUUUAUUUGACUUAUUUUGGUGUCUGUGUUGAAGUUGAAGAUUUUUAUUCAGACAAAAGUUGUGCUUUGGUGCCAUUUUACAUCAUCUUGACAGAGGGCGUGUCAGAUUUUUGCGUUCUGUGGCAGGGCUCAGUUCCUUUUACCAUUGCACAUUUUAUUUUGUGGCUACCUAUUAUUGACUGUCAUUGCAUUUUACCUCAACUAGAAUUGACAAGUUUGAUUCCUAAGUGUUUUGGCUACUGUGGAGAAGAGCAGCUCAAUGUUCAUAUUGUUUUCAUUAUUAAGCUUUAUGCCGUCUGUACUAGCUGUAGACUGUACAUGAACUCAGAAGCUGAUGAUCAUGAAGUCAUGGCAUGUGUUUUCAUUUCU